AUGGCGUCAGCCGCCGUAGGGGCAUGGCCAUCCAUUGCGAACUCGUUAGCGACGCCCUGGAGAAAUGCGACGUUUCCGACACGACGCCUGGAGACGAUACCCGUAUCCGAUCCCCAAGCUGCUGAGCAAGCUGCAUCCAAGCCAUCGUUGGUACAAUUGCCAGACUUUAUGCGAGAUGCCAAUACGUCACUAUGCAUCCCCUCCCCGCUGCCUGAGGGCAUGAUGUCGAUGAAUAUCUGGAAUACCGUGUCCAACCUCUCUCAAGUUGGCUUGCGCGCCGCGAAUCCCGUUUUGCGCCAACCCUACUUCCAGCCAAAGGGAUUUGUCCCACGGGCGCAGUGGCGGCCCUUUGCUUCCAUGAGUAUUCAGAGACCCAUGUUCAACAUUGUGGCAAUGCAACGAAGAAGCUUUGGAACAGGAUUUGGCAGCUCAAACGGAAUCUCCCGCAAUCAGCUAGCCACUGUUGAAGAGUCGGCAAACCGUAACGCUGGCAAUGCCAACAUGCAGAAUGCCUUCUAUCAGCUCCUGCUUCGUGCAAAUAUGCCUGGAAUCUUAGUGGAACGCUACCAGUCAGGACGGUUCGCAACAAACGCAGCAACCGAAGACGCGUACAAGAAAGCCUUGACAGCACUCAAUGCAGGCACUAAUGCCACCGGUGGGCUGGCUGCCACAACUGGAUAUGCUAGAGGACAAUGGACUACGCAAGAGCAAGCUAUCGUAAAUGCUGCCGCUGCCGGUGGCCCAUAUGGCCAUGGCGCCAAAGGAGGCAAAGGAGAGCCAAUUCACGUGGUUGUUCAAGAGUCAACACGGUCACUCAUCUUCCGCUGGGUCAAGUUCUUUGCAACGUUUGUCGUGGUUACAUACCUCUGCUUUGCCGCCGUCACCAUUCUCAUUGAGACCUUGAGCACCUUCAGACGGGGACCCGGAGCCAAGACGGACUCAGAGGUAAAGGCAGAGAAGCAGACGACCCGAUUUAGUGACGUCCAUGGAUGCGACGAGGCCAAGGAGGAGCUGCAGGAGGUUGUUGAAUUUCUCAAGAACCCCGAAAAUUUCUCUGACCUAGGCGCCAAGCUCCCCAAGGGUGUUCUGCUCGUUGGUCCGCCCGGAACCGGAAAGACGUUGCUUGCUCGAGCAGUUGCCGGAGAGGCCGGGGUGCCCUUCUUCUACAUGUCUGGCAGUGAAUUUGACGAGAUCUUUGUCGGCGUGGGAGCCAAGCGUGUGCGCGAACUCUUUGGUGCGGCCAAGGCAAAGUCUCCUGCCAUCAUUUUUAUCGAUGAACUGGAUGCUAUUGGUGGCAAGAGGAACCCUCGAGAUCAGGCGCACGCGAAGCAGACUCUCAACCAGCUCCUUACCGAGCUCGAUGGAUUUGACCAAGACACCAAGAUUAUCAUCAUGGGCGCUACCAAUCUGCCAAACCUGCUGGACAAGGCUUUGACCAGACCAGGUCGAUUCGAUCGUCACAUCAACGUGGACUUGCCCGAUGUUCGUGGGCGCCUCGCUAUUCUGAAGCACCACGCCAAGAAGAUCAAGACGUCGCUGGACGUUGAUUUGGAUGCCAUUGCUGCCCGCUCCCCCGGACGAUCUGGCGCCGAACUGGAAAACAUGCUCAACCUCGCCGCCCUUCGAGCCAGCAGAGCCAGAGCCACAGUGGUUUCCAAGGAAGACCUGGAUUGGGCAUUUGAUCGGGUCACCAUGGGAGCCGAGAGGAAGUCAAUGGUUGUUACGGAAAAGGAAAAAGAGAUGACGGCUUAUCACGAGGCCGGUCAUGCGCUUGUUCAGCUUUUCGAAAAGGACAGCUCCAGCAGACUGUACAAGGUCACCAUCCUGCCCAAGGGCCCGUCAUUGGGACAUACUGCCCACGUGCCGGAAAUGGACAAGUACUCGUACACUGCUGCCGAGUACAUGUCAAACAUUCGCGUGCUUCUUGGUGGGAAGAUGGCUGAGGAGAUGAGAUAUGGCGACGACAAAGUUACGUCUGGAGUAUCCAAUGACUUGGAGAAGGCCACUGAUUUGGGCUUCAUGAUGAUCACCAACUUUGGCAUGUCAAACGCACUGGGACCCGUGGAGUACGGCAGGAGGUAUGAAAAUCUCAGCUCUGAAACUAGAGCCAUGAUCGAGGGAGAAGUGCAGAAGACGCUGAAGAAAUCAUACGAGGACGUGAGAAAGCUCCUCACCGAGAAGCGAAAGGAGCUCGAUCUUUUGGCGCAAGCUCUUGUUCAGUAUGAGACUCUGGACAAGAACGAGGUGGAACUUGUGAUUCGAGGAGAGAAGCUGCCGGGGCGAAGCAUUGUUCCCAGGGGCCCUCUGGUACUGCCCAUUCCCGCGGACACACCCCAGCCACCAGGUCUGGGUAACGUGCCGCAUCCGCAGCCGUCGGGGUCUGAGGCACCUCCGCCAGUGCAGGCGGAUUCAUCAGGAGCUGACAGUUGA
Molecule: messenger RNA, 2430 nt
Organism: Metarhizium album ARSEF 1941
Lineage: Eukaryota; Fungi; Ascomycota; Sordariomycetes; Hypocreales; Clavicipitaceae
Product: intermembrane space AAA protease IAP-1
Exons: 2
Coding region: 1-2430 (809 amino acids)
Biological process (GO): protein quality control for misfolded or incompletely synthesized proteins; mitochondrion organization
Cellular component (GO): mitochondrial inner membrane
Molecular function (GO): metalloendopeptidase activity; ATP-dependent peptidase activity; ATP hydrolysis activity
Source: RefSeq, a predicted model, not a curated record